CACCAACUCACCAUCCAACUCCUCACCCUUCAAUAGCUCGAGACUCGAAGAGAUCACAACGACAACACCACCAAACGAACCAAAACGAGAAAUCAAAACGACUCAUAAUACGGAGUAGAACGACUAAUAAUAAAACGACUAAUACAAAAAUACGAGUUGAGGGGGAUAAACACAACUCCCAAAGACACUGACGAAGAGAGAGACUUACCGCCCUGGGAUGCACAAAAAUUCCCCCCCAAAUACUCGCGUACCCUGGACAUGUAUCCCCCUACUGUACCGUUAGCUGUAGGCUUAUACUGUAGCUGGAUGUGUGAACCGCCCGCCAAACCCACCCCCCUCAUCAAUUUAUUUUUGUUCCUCUUCCAUCACCACAACACAACCCACCAGCUUCCACACCCUCCUCUCGUCCAAUUCCACUCCACCACUCCACCACUGUUCCUAUUUCCUCUUCCCUUUUCCCUCUUCCCUCUUCCCUCUUCAUCCCUCAAACUCCUCACGCCCUCUCAAUAACCCAUAUCAACUGAAUUGUCGCCUUUCCGCUGCACAAGUACAAUUCUUCGUAGCUGUCGCUUGAUCGCAGGUUUUCAAUUUUUGUCGCCGAUUCCGACAUAACCCACAAUGUCUGCCAAAGCGAUCCUCGAAGCUGAUGGCAAGGCCAUUCUCAACUACCACCUCACCCGCGCCGCCGUCAUCAAGCCAUCCCCUCUCCCGAAAUCUACCACACACAACCCUCCCUCGAAACUCGCCUCGCUCUACUUCCCAGCAGACGCAGAGGUUUCGGCGAUUCUCGACCAGGCCGAGGUUUCGUUCCCAUGGCUGCUACAGCCAGGCGCCAAAUUUGUCGCCAAGCCAGAUCAGCUCAUCAAGCGUCGCGGCAAGAGCGGUCUGCUCGCCCUGAACAAGACAUGGUCUGAGGCGAAGGCAUGGAUCCAAGAGCGUGCCGGAAAGCCCCAAAAGGUCGAGUCCGUUGUCGGUGUCUUGAGGCAGUUCUUGGUUGAGCCAUUCGUGCCUCACCCAGACGGAACCGAAUAUUAUAUCAACAUCAACUCUGUUCGCGAGGGCGACUGGAUCCUUUUCACUCACGAGGGUGGUGUUGAUGUUGGCGACGUUGAUGAGAAGGCCGAGAAGCUUCUCAUUCCCGUGGACCUGAAGGAAUACCCAUCGAACGAGGAGAUUGCUGCUACUCUCUUGUCGAAGGUGCCAAAGGGAAUCCAUAACGUUCUCGUCGACUUCAUCACCAGACUCUACGCCGUCUACGUUGACUGCCAAUUCACAUACCUCGAAAUCAACCCAUUGGUUGCCAUCCCAAAUGAGGAUGCCACCUCCGCCGAUGUGUUCUUCCUGGAUCUGGCUGCCAAGCUCGACCAGACUGCUGAGUUCGAGUGCGGUGCCAAGUGGGCUGCUGCACGCUCGCCAGCUGCUCUUGGCAUGGCCGCUGUCAAGGCGGCCGAUGGUCGCGUUAACAUUGACGCUGGCCCACCAAUGGAGUUCCCAGCGCCUUUCGGCCGUGAGCUGACCAAGGAGGAGGCAUACAUCGCCGAGCUCGACGCGAAAACUGGUGCUUCGCUGAAGCUGACCGUCCUUAACCCCACCGGCAGAGUCUGGACUCUUGUCGCUGGUGGUGGUGCGUCCGUCGUCUACGCCGACGCUAUCGCCAGCUCGGGUUUCUCUGAGGAGCUCGCCAACUACGGCGAAUACUCCGGAGCGCCCACCGAGUCGCAGACUUACCACUACGCCCGCACUGUCCUGGACCUUAUGCUCCGCGCCCCUCCCACCGACGCGGGCAAGGUCCUCUUCAUUGGCGGCGGUAUUGCCAACUUCACCAACGUCGCCUCCACAUUCAAGGGUGUCAUCAAGGCCAUCCGCGAGUAUGCACCAAGCAUCAUUGAGCACAAGGUUAAGAUCUGGGUUAGACGUGCCGGACCCAACUACCAGGAGGGACUGAAGAACAUCAAGGCUGUCGGCCAGGAGCUGAAGCUCGACAUGCACGUCUACGGACCGGACAUGCACGUCAGCGGCAUCGUGCCUUUGGCGCUUGUGCCGGGCCGCUUCGAGGCCAGCGACGUGAAGGAGUUUGGCGCUGCCUAGAGCUCAGGUUUUGGGGAUUAACAGUAAUAAAUGUACUUGAAAAAAUUGUCCCAUGUUGGACCAUGGGUCUGCAUGUGGGGGAUAUUUGCUCUGAUGGGGCGCCUGCAAUAGAUACUUCCUAAUGAUAAAGACGAUGUGAGAUCUGUACUGUCUCGAGUUCUUUCUGCCACAGGAGCAGUUGGGGCCUUUUUUGAGAUUUAAAUUACGUGUUUCGAGGAAUGUGCCGCAAUUCUGACAUCUGUUAAAUGACGGUGAGCCACUUGUCGAUCGAUGAACCACACCACCAGACGCUCUAGCAUGGUCUAGUCGGGGAGAUCCUACAGUAGCUGCCAUGCCGCUCUUUUUGUUCUUUUCUUCUGUGGUACGGUAGUUACGGAGAUGAUGAUGAUGCAAAACGUGCCCGAGUAUAGAACUUCAAGAUGAGAUGCUGCUGGUUGGAAGUACUGUAUGAUACACCUCCUCGUCUCUAGCUACUCGUAUUCAGCCGUGCAGCCGUACGUACAGCAGCCAACAGCCAGCUACAAAAUAGCUUCAAUAGUCAGAUAUGACAACAGAGAACACCAAGACAACGUUACGAGCCUCGUGCAUCGUGAGAUUAAAGUAAAUGGGGAAAGGACCCUGAGGUUGUCAAAACUGUCAACUACGAGGUACAAGGGCGGGCGCCGCGGGCAGAAACAGACGCGCCAGCCGCCUGCAAGAGUCCUGGUAUUUACUAACGUAUCUCACCCAUAUCCCCCC
Molecule: messenger RNA, 2826 nt
Organism: Pseudogymnoascus destructans
Lineage: Eukaryota; Fungi; Ascomycota; Leotiomycetes; Thelebolales; Thelebolaceae
Gene: ACL2
Product: glutathione synthetase ATP-binding domain-like protein
Exons: 3
Coding region: 619-2088 (489 amino acids)
Biological process (GO): tricarboxylic acid cycle; succinyl-CoA metabolic process
Cellular component (GO): cytosol; succinate-CoA ligase complex
Molecular function (GO): succinate-CoA ligase (ADP-forming) activity
Source: RefSeq, a predicted model, not a curated record